This is a messenger RNA of Didymosphaeria variabile, 1344 nucleotides long. RefSeq lists its product as uncharacterized. NCBI's taxonomy places the organism in Eukaryota, Fungi, Ascomycota, Dothideomycetes, Pleosporales, Didymosphaeriaceae. The transcript has 4 exons. The record is from RefSeq and is a predicted model, not a curated record. Gene Ontology annotation, molecular function: dipeptidase activity. Bases 1 to 1344 code for a protein of 447 amino acids.
AUGAAGUCAGCUACUGGUCUUCUCUUGAGCGCAAGCGCUCUUCUCGGUGCCUCGUGCGUAAACGGUCUUGCCGAAGAGGUCUUUGCUGCGAUCGACAAACAGGAUGACGGUUUGAGGACAGUCAACAAGGAAAUCUGGGAGAAUCCUGAAUUGGGAUACAAAGAGGUGCACGCACACAAGAUACUCACGGACUUUCUUGAAGAGCAAGGGUUCAAUGUGACUCGUAGCGCAUACAACUUGAGCACCGCGUUUCGUGCCGAGUACUCAAGCGGCGAGGGACGUGCCGUCUCAUUCAACUCGGAAUUCGAUGCACUUCCCGGAAUUGGACAUUCUUGCGGACACAACCUGAUCGCGACGAUCGGUGUUGCUUCCGCGAUUGGCGUCAAGGAGGCUUUGGAGAAUCAGGGUGUGUCGGGGAAGGUAGUACUCAUCGGUACACCCGCAGAGGAAUCUAUGGGCGGCAAGGUCAAACUUCUUGAAGCAGGUGCAUACGAUGACCUUGACUGUAGCUUGAUGGCCCACCCUGGCAAUGACCUUUAUGCGUCGUAUGGACGUACGCUAGCUUCUUGGAGAGCUAAUGUCACCUGGAGCGGAGAGGCCUCGCACGCAGCCGCCGCACCUUGGCUGGGUCGAAAUGCCCUCGACGGUUUCGUAUCCGCGUACUCAAGCACUGGACUCUACCGCCAGCAGCUCAUGUCGACGGAUCGCAUCCAUCACGUCAUCCAGGGAACGAGCGACAUGGUAGCCAAUAUCAUCCCGGAUUUCGUCGACACCGUGUGGGGCGUACGAGGCAAGUCCCGACCCCGCGCCGAGCAGGUCCGAGAACAGCUCUUCCGGAUCCUGUAUGCGUCUUCAAACGCUACGAACACAUCCAUCGAGAUCACUCCAUUUCAAGACUACUGGGAUCAGAACCCCAGCUUUCAAUUAGCGCAGGCAUACUACAAUCUCCAGAAGGAAUAUCUUGAUCCGUCUGAAGACAGUGAAACAGCCAACUUCACCAUCACAGCACCCGAGGACGACGACGGCGAAGCAUCAGCGUCGUCCGACCAGGGUAACGUUUCGUGGUUCCUGCCUGUGAUUCAAGUUAGCUUCCCCGUUGGGGGUACAGCGCCUGUACAUAAUGCUGGGUUCCGCGAGCUUGCUGGGACUGAUUUCGCCCAUGAGCAGGCGAUAAAGACGGCAAAGGCGCUUGCGUUGACUGGAAUACAGGUCUUGCAGAACGAGACUUUUGCUGAGGCCAUGUGGACCGAGUGGGAGGCGAUGAUCAAGGAGAUUUCGGUUGGUCUUAGUGAGAACAUGGGGAACUCGACAAGGAAUUCCACGCGGAAGCGCCACGUACACUAA